CUCUCCUUGAAGACCUACAUUGUUACUUCUGCAAUUCUCAUCCUUCCACCACUCGUUCAGACAGACGAUGUAUAUUAUCCUUGAUCAGGCUGUCCACGCACGUCAUCACCACUACUUCUCGCACCGACAGUCUGGAUGAUCCGUAGUGUAUGGCCGCAUUUGGUACAGGACUCUUGCCCUACACCCAGCUCACUCAGACACUGACUACAAGCUCAGAUACACCCUGGAUGUCCUCAAUGUCCAGACCAGGUCCAUAUGCAUCUACCGCUGAACCCUCCACCACCCAGCAAACCUGGGAUUCAAACCCGCCUACCUUCGCAGCGUUUUCUCCUACCACCACCUCUGGGUACUCCGCCACCUCGAAGCAACGCUCCACCAUCAUAGUCCACAAGAAAUCACCUCUCUUGGUAGCGACACCGCCGCAAAUCACUCGAGCGUUAGCACACUCUCAUCCUUUCUUGCUGCCACUGAACAAACUUGCUGGACUACUAUCAUGGAGUACACCAGACCCUUGGGAGUCCUUUCUCCUCGUUGCCGCUUUCUGGGCUAUUACACUUUAUGGAAGUGAGAUUAUCCGCUUUGCGAGCCCGAUAAUAGUUGUGGUCGGGUUGAUAUUGGGAAUGUAUUCGAGGAGAUACUCCCCUUUAUCCUCCACGAGCAAGACUGGCGACAAACAUGUCAAAGGCCACAAGAGAGAAGCGUCGGAAGCCAGCUCGCAACACAAGACUUUGGACGAGAUCGUUGAUAACCUUCAGGAGCUCACAGCCCGUUGUAACAUAUUACUGAAUCCUUUUCUUGCCUUGACCGACUUCCUCUCUACGCAAACGACACCAACUGCUGCAACCACCCGACCCGCACUGACGACUCUUUUCAUUCGAGUUCUUUUGGUCACUCCUCUAUGGAUCUUCCUGACCUUACCCCCUUUCUACAUUCUUACGACCCGUCGAGUCAUACUUACAUUUGGCACUAUAAUCUUAACAUGGCACUCCAAGCCAGCAAGGGUAGCACGGGUAAUCCUCUGGCGCUCUGUGUUUUUACGGAAGACUGCAGCAUUCAUCACAGGACUUCAAUUCGAUACCUCUGCUCCAUCAAAAGACGACUCAUUGCUGCGGUCUAUUGUUGGGGCCAGGUCAAAAUCUCAAGCUGGCUUAGCAUCAGAAGCUGCCACCAAAAAGAGACCAGACUCAUCAGGCGUUCGUUUCACAUUCAUUCUAUACGAAAACCAGCGACGAUGGAUCGGUCUUGGCUGGACGACCUCACUGUUCGCUUAUGAGCGUGGUCCGUGGACGGAUGAACACCUCAACCCAGCACCAUCGAAAGACGAGUUUGAACUGCCGGAGGUGGACGGCGGACACUCGAGGUGGCGGUGGGUUGAGGGAUCUGAAUGGAGGAUCGAACAUGGUGAUAGCAAGCAGCAUAAGAGGGCUACCAGUCAAACUAAGACUGGUUCAGCAGGAAAUGCCAGCAAAGACACGGUCGAAGACGGUGGGGGGUGGAUAUAUUACGAUAAUAGAUGGGAAGACGGAAGAAAAGAGGAUGGUUGGGGAAGAUAUACCCGACGACGAAAAUGGUUCAGAGAUGCCGAACUGGUAGAAGCCAUACCCAGCAUUGACCCUAGUCCCACGGGGACCCCGAAACGGCAGCUUUCUGAUACUGAAGAGGAGAAGGUCAAGAAAGCAAAGGACUUUGCGAAAGGUAUUGGUGCAUCUGCCGAUGCCCCUGAGAAGCCACCAAUCUCUUCCGCCGAUCAGGUAACUGGAGUAUCAAAGGCUGGCGACGACGCUGCCAGUAUUACCAAGUCCACAACAAGCAAGAAGAGUGGAGGUUGGUUCUCGAAGCGUGAGCGAAGUGAUUCCAAGAGUAGUAGUGGGAAGAAUACAGGGCAGCUCAGUACUAGAAGUGAUCGAAGUCGUGAUGGGCCGGAAGAUGAUGUUCACGAUCGGUGGAGAGACAAUACCGGAGGACAUCGAGCAUUCAGCGUUCAAGAAGACAUUGCCAUGUCUCUUGGAUAAACAGGAGUUUAAUGGUUGUGAUGACGACUUUGAGCAUUUGACGUAUAUGCAGCCGAUGAGGUCGUCACUGAGAAUGUAUUUUGUUCAUGCUUUGAUACUACUACAACCAUCCAACUCCGACUCUGUGGUUCAUUAUGGUUGAUUUGAUCUUGUUAGUCCGUACCUGUCAAUCAUAGAUCCAGACUUUUAUUCUGA
Messenger RNA from Exophiala oligosperma, 2207 nucleotides. RefSeq lists its product as uncharacterized. Gene Ontology annotation, cellular component: peroxisomal membrane. The record is from RefSeq and is a predicted model, not a curated record. Bases 150 to 2012 code for a protein of 620 amino acids. Gene Ontology annotation, biological process: peroxisome organization. NCBI's taxonomy places the organism in Eukaryota, Fungi, Ascomycota, Eurotiomycetes, Chaetothyriales, Herpotrichiellaceae. The transcript has a single exon.